Magallana angulata is the source of this 2708-nucleotide messenger RNA. RefSeq names its product adhesion G protein-coupled receptor E3-like. Gene Ontology annotation, cellular component: membrane. The record is from RefSeq and is a predicted model, not a curated record. NCBI's taxonomy places the organism in Eukaryota, Metazoa, Mollusca, Bivalvia, Ostreida, Ostreidae. Gene Ontology annotation, molecular function: G protein-coupled receptor activity. The coding region runs from base 176 to 2449 and encodes 757 amino acids. The transcript has a single exon. Gene Ontology annotation, biological process: cell surface receptor signaling pathway; G protein-coupled receptor signaling pathway.
AUUAACUGGAGUUUUGUCGAUUUUUUGGUGUUUAAAGCUUUUAGAUUGUUGAAUCAAGGUUAAGAUAAACAAGAAGCAUAAUUGUUAAAACCAUACGUAAUGAUGAACUGGACCUAUAACCAUAUUUAGAUAGAUGAUCCCCUGACUUCCGAAAUCUUAAUAAUCCCUGAAUCACAUGACGAUCAACGCCGGCCUAUAUAUAUAUCACCUCUCUAGAGCCGAUGGUGAAAAGUGCCAAACUCCUCAUCUGAGUGUAUUUAUCCUGUUACAUUUCCUCUUUUCAUUCUUUCUAAGUAAUGAAGCCAUAGAAAUGAUAGCAAAUAGUUUUGUGAGGGUUUUCUUCUGUUGUAUUCCAUGUGUUUUAUGCAUACUGGACUCAAGGGAUUUCCCAUCGAGUUUUUGGUCCCCCGAACAAGGGUACUGUAAGGACACGUACAGGUGUGGGGGUCAUUCCUCCUCCCUAACCCCGGAAAAUUGUCAGUGCGAUUCCAACUGCCCUGUGUAUGGGGACUGUUGUCCAGGAGUGAAAAUAAUUAAUCGAACCGAGGACAAGGACUUUCCAAAUAUUUCAUGUGAAUAUAGGAAGGACAUAGAUUCCGACAACUUUAUAUACAUUGUGAACACCUGUCCUGAAGGUGGCGAUACUUUCCUUAAAAGUAAAUGUGAAAACGCAAACGGCACUGAUGUUUUUGGAAAAAUUCCGGCGAGUGGGCUAAUUUCUGGGUUGUUGUAUAGAAAUAUGUAUUGUGCUCGAUGUAAUUUAGACAACUAUAUCUUAUGGAAUCCUGGAAUUCAGUGUAAAUGGAAAUUAUCUGUACCAAAUAAUUUAUCUGUUUCUUUAUUACUGAACGAUACCGAUUGUGAAAUGACCUUUUCUCCUCCAGAAACAAACCUUACUCAAAGGACUUGUUUUCCCGCAAUCAGUGUGACAAUAUGCCCCAACGAAACACUGAUGACGUCAUGUAUCUCAGGACCCUAUAUUCCUGUAUUCGGAACAAAAAUAGCAUUCCGGAACACGGACUGUGCAAGAUGUCAGAAUUAUCCAGAAUCUAAUCUUACGUGCAGUAUGAAAUCAUCUCAGCUAAUUCCGAACAAAACGAAAAGGAAAUUUUAUAAUUAUAGUUACCGGGUUCUGUUUGAUUUAAAUUUGAGGAAAAAGAAAGCGGAGACCCGUUAUCGAUCAUUGGUUAUAAACGAUUCCUCAGAUUCCCUACCAUCAGUAUGCGACACGGGCCACCUGCUAGACCCAUUUACCGACCAAUGUCACGAGAUAGUUUGCGUUCCUCCUUUUGUAUAUCUAAAUGGUAAAUGUUUAUUGAGAGAACGGAUAGCCAAUGACCCUAACAUCACCUCAUCCCCGUGUGCCUCCCGCUUGUUUCGCCAGAAUGAGUUCAAAAAGAUAAACUCCUCUACAAUCUUCUUACUUUUUCUAAAUAAAACGACUCAAGAAUUCACCUUGUCGGAGAACGGAACCGCGGUGUACGUUUGUAUAAACGAAAUCCAGAUUGAUAAAUCUAUACUUUAUACAAAGCUGACAGCCGAUUUUUCACGGGAGGAAGGACUUUUAUCCUUCAUCGGCGGACUGCUUUCAAUAACCAGUCUCUUUUUGUGCUUGUGUGUUUAUACCUGUUCGUCCAAGUUACACAAUGUGCCCGGGAAAAACCUCAUGUGUCUAAUGGCGUCCCUGUUCUUUGCACAAUUGUUAUUUUUGGUGGCGCCAUUUGUUUUUCAGAUGAAAAUCCAAAGUUUAUGCAAAGCGCUAUCAAUUUUUACACAUUUUGCAUUUUUAGCGGCAUUUUUCUGGAUGAAUGUAAUGUCAUUUGACAUAUUUUUCACCUUUUCAAAAGGAUUUGUAAAUUCCGGUAAUAAGGGAAGUUCCUCGCGGCGUUUCCGGUUUUACUCGCUGUAUGCCUGGUCGGGGGCUCUUGUUCUUGUGGGGUCUGCAUCCCUUACUGAUCAAGUUUCAGAAUUUGCCUUCAGGCCUGAGUAUGGCGUUGGAUUUUGCUGGAUUUCAAACAGCAAAGGUUUACUACUGUUUUUCUUGAUACCAAUUGCUAUAUUGCUGUUAUCAAACUUCGUAUUUUUCGUUAUAUCAGCCAUUAGCAUACAUACAUCAUCCAGAAAAACGUCCCGAGUGCUUAAGAGAAAAGACACAUGUAAAUUGUUGAUUUACAUAAAACUCUCUGUAGUGAUGGGACUCACCUGGUGUUUCGGCUUUGCGGCAGCAGUCACCAAUGAUCACGUGAUCUGGUAUCUGUUUCUCUUGUUCAACACUUUACAAGGUUUCUUCAUCACAGUGUUUUUUGUAUGCACGAAGAAAGUUUUUCGAAUCGUACGCGAUGGAGCUACUUCGAUCUAUUCCAGCACUAGGUCCUUUAAUUUGACAAGGUCCACAAAUUCACGAUCUGAAAGUGAGGAAGGUCUAAAGCACGUGUCCAGGAAACGAUAAGUGCAGAGACUGGAAAAACAACAUGGACCGUCAUGUUACUGCACUCACAUGUAGACGUACCAUGUGGGGUUUGGUACUAUUUUACGUGGGGUGGUAUAGUGAACAAAAAUUUGUUUUUUUAAUAUAAAAGUUUUAAAUGCAUGUAUAUGUACUAGUAUAAUGUUGCAGCCAGAGAAAAAGGUUGUGAAUCGUGUUUAGGAACAUUUUAUUGUCUAAAAGUUUACGUUUGUUUGAUAAAAUCAUUAAAUUGAGAAAAUUU